GCGCCGGCGGCUGACCCGGAAGUGCUCGGCAGGCCCCCCCGUCCCUCACUGGAACGGCAAAAUGGCGGCGGUUUCCGUGCUGCAGGCGCCGAGUGGCGGCUUCAGCUUCGAUAACUGCGCUCGGAACAACCUCUUGGAGGCUGAGCUGGGCCAGAAGGGGCUGCGGCUGCCCGCCGCCCGCAAGACCGGCACCACCAUCGCCGGCGUCGUCUUCAAGGAUGGCAUAGUCCUCGGAGCAGAUACGAGAGCAACGGAAGGAAUGGUUGUUGCCGACAAGAACUGUUCAAAAAUACACUUCAUUUCCCCUAAUAUCUAUUGUUGUGGUGCUGGAACAGCUGCCGAUACUGAUAUGACAACUCAGCUGAUUUCUUCCAAUCUGGAGCUCCAUUCGCUAUCUACUGGGCGACUUCCAAGAGUUGUCACAGCUAAUCGAAUGCUAAAGCAAAUGCUUUUCAGGUAUCAAGGCUACAUCGGUGCUGCCCUGGUGUUAGGGGGAGUAGAUGUCACAGGACCUCACCUUUACAGCAUAUAUCCCCAUGGAUCAACUGACAAAUUGCCCUAUGUUACCAUGGGUUCUGGAUCAUUAGCGGCUAUGGCAGUAUUUGAAGAUAAAUACAAACCAGACAUGGAGGAAGAGGAAGCCAAACAGCUUGUGAGAGAUGCCAUUGCAGCCGGCAUAUACAAUGAUCUGGGCUCUGGCAGCAACAUCGAUAUCUGCGUUAUAAGCAAGAACAAGUUGGAUUUUCUCCGUCCAUAUGAUGUGGCCAACAAAAAGGGGGAAAGGUAUGGUAGAUACAAGUGUGAAAAAGGAACUACUGCUGUUCUCACAGAGAAUGUAGCGCUCCUGGAACUUGAGGUGGUGGAUGAAACUGUACAAACGAUGGACACUUCGUGAGCCAUCGCGUGCAGCCCUUCCGCAUCACUGGAGACCAGCGCUAGUUGUGUAGAAGCCUCCCCGCACCAAGAGAAACACACGGCUGAUUCAGAAUAAAGAGGGUUCUGACCGUUCUCCUCA
Falco peregrinus (peregrine falcon) is the source of this 1015-nucleotide messenger RNA. RefSeq names its product proteasome 20S subunit beta 7 (gene PSMB7). The transcript is spliced from 8 exons. Gene Ontology annotation, cellular component: proteasome core complex. The record is from RefSeq and is a predicted model, not a curated record. Lineage: Eukaryota; Metazoa; Chordata; Aves; Falconiformes; Falconidae. Bases 62 to 895 code for a protein of 277 amino acids. Gene Ontology annotation, molecular function: threonine-type endopeptidase activity.